Messenger RNA from Harmonia axyridis, 1598 nucleotides. Its product is annotated as centrosomal protein CCDC61-like. The transcript is spliced from 7 exons. Bases 210 to 1523 code for a protein of 437 amino acids. Gene Ontology annotation, cellular component: centrosome. The record is from RefSeq and is a predicted model, not a curated record. NCBI's taxonomy places the organism in Eukaryota, Metazoa, Arthropoda, Insecta, Coleoptera, Coccinellidae.
UACAGAUCCGUACUUUUCUUGAAAGACUGUGCUAUUUUCAUUAUUGAUCAUUGAAUCAAAUUUAUACGAAGUCCCACUCAUAUACAAAAUAUGACACAAAACCAUAAUUUUAUUUUGCCAAAUGGAAUAAUCACUUCAAAAACUAUUGUCAAAAUUGAGUAUAAACAUUAAAAAUUUGAUUAUACCCUGAGAUAUUUCAUCCAAAAAAAAUGGUGGACCCCAACUUGGUAACCACAUGCAACUUUCACGGCCAAGAGUUCCUUUUCAAAAUGAACGUUUUGGGAAAUAAUUUAGAAAUACUCAUUACUGAUAAGAAUUCUGGAGAAGAAUGGCAGUGUAGUUACGACGCAACAUAUAUUGAAAAUUUAACUCACAAAACAGGAAAUUUCAAACAAUUUGAUAUUUUCAUAACAAUGAUAAAAUCUGGUUUACUAAGGACAAGCGAGUGCGUGUCUUUGGAUUUGUUAACAUUUGAGGAUUUGGAAUUAUUAAGAUCGAGAAAAAUAACAAAAGUUUGUGGACAAAACAACAACAACCGAAGAUAUUUGAUUGUGACUUAUUGCGUCGAAUUCGAUAGGAUACGUUACCCAAUUCCUCUAGAAUAUUGCGGUCCCCCAGAUCCAGUGGUCUUACAAGCAACUAUCAAAAGACUAGAAGCUGAGUUGGAAAGAGUAAAGGAAAAUGCCCACGACAGGAGAAGUAAUACGGACACGAGAAAAAUUUACGCACUUCAGAGAAAAAUUGAAGAAAUCUCUGACGAAAACUAUCGUCUGAAAGAAGAAAUAUGCCUUCUGAGGAGAGAAAUGGAUAAAAAACCAAGAAAUAGGGUGCUUUGCUUAGAGAAAGCUAUGGAUAAACUUGAAACCAGCGUGGUAAACGAAAGAACUUCCCAUCACAAUUUAGUCGAAAAGUUACGUAAAGAAAAAGUGAGCUUGGUUAAGGAACUGGAUAAAUUGAGGGUUUCCGAAAAACUGUUGAAACAAAAACUGAGGUCGUUUCAAAGUCCGUCAAGAUUUUGUUGCGGAGACGGUGUAUCUCCAGCGAGAAAAAAAUCGGACAGCAGUGUCAACACGGUUUAUAGAAGAAAAAAUACAAUGGGAAACCAAGAGCCUAGAAUUCCAGUUGAGAAAAAUGUCAAACCCAAGAAAUCGAAAUCUGAUACUUAUUGGAAUACUCCAGCUAAUAGAAAACACACAAGAUGUUCGAGAAGAGAUACUUUUAUGAAAACAGCAGAUAGGAGUCGAAGUAGUUCAAACUCCAGUACAAAAUGUCAGAACAGGCGCAAAUAUGAGAACCUGCAAUCCAUAUACGUUAACGAUAAAUUGCCCCUCAGUAGAAUCAACACACCGGUUUUGUUAGAAAAGUACAAUUCCAGGAGCAGCUCAGCAGCAUCAAGAUGUAGUUCAAAGGAUAGCGUCAGUAAAAAGAUUAAAUUCCCUAAACAUAGCGAUCCAGACUUCAAAAAAUUGGAAGAUAAAAUCGAAUCUUUACAAAAGAUGUUGAAAAAAAAUUUCAUCAAAUGAAAUGUCUUUUUAAGCAUUUAGAUAUAUUCAUUUAUAUAUUCGAUCAAGAAAAUAAAAAUCCCUCUACAUAUUGUC